ACGGGAAAGUUUCGUGUUAAAUUAUCAUCAAACAUGCGAGUUAUAGUCGAGAAACAGACAUAUAGAAAGGAGGAGGAGGUUUUUACACACGGGGAGGCGGAUGAAAGAGUGGGAAAAGGAAAUGAGAUGUCGUCUAAAACCACGCUAUCACUGAUUGUGCAAUACGCGCGCUAGUUAUCUGACUUGGGGGAAUUUUGGCUUCUCUUCAUAUCAUCAUCAGCCUUCCGACCGGAUAGAUGGAUAAGAUCGCAGUGUCCCUGUUUUUGCUUCUAACUUUAUCGACUAUCGUUUGCAAUGGAUGGCCAUCGUGGCGUCACCAUCGCAGUCCGGAAAAGACAACAACAACUCAUCAACAUCCGUCACUUUUCCGGGUGAUCGGUCUUUACGCCAAUCCGUUCGGAUGGAUCGGAACGCCAACUUUGCCCAAACGGACCAAAAACAACAGGAAGUCGGACCGCGUCGGUCAUCAGUGGGUUAUCGAAAUUGACGAAUCGGAUCACUGGUGGGUAACCGUCUACGAAAACGGAGCCCAAAUUCCCGGACCCGGAAGAAAAGCGAUUAUGAAAUUAUUCUGAAAAGUUUACGAUUCUUUUCUUUUUCUGUUAUUUCUUUCCUUAAUUAAUUUCCCACGCGAUUUUGUAUUUGUUAUCGAAUAACCCCCCCACUCAAAGAUAUUUAAAAAAACAAAUUAUUUAAAAUAAUUUUUUCGGGUUAUUUUUGAUUGAAUUUAAUAAGUCCAGUGCGAUGUUUUUUUGUAACUAAAUCAUCGAAGACACAGUAGUAGG
This is a messenger RNA of Daphnia pulicaria, 785 nucleotides long. RefSeq lists its product as uncharacterized. The record is from RefSeq and is a predicted model, not a curated record. The transcript has 2 exons. NCBI's taxonomy places the organism in Eukaryota, Metazoa, Arthropoda, Branchiopoda, Diplostraca, Daphniidae. Bases 237 to 575 code for a protein of 112 amino acids.